GAGGGUUUUAGUGAUGGGGUCUUCUUCCGUACUUCCAAAUCAUACUAGAUUUCUUCACUGUGAAGGUCCUUAAGGAGAACGCACAGUCAAUAAUCUCUUUAAUAGAUGCAAUCUCUUACAUCAUAUUCUGACAUCAUCUAGUAUUGCUGAAGAAAAACGCGAUUAAUCUUUUGUUUUGCCAAAAAUUCACUCACUGUCUCUUCUUGUCCGGGGAAGAACAAGUUCUGGGUCCGAUCAUAUUAUCUCUAACCAAAUCUGGGUGGAAUUCAGUCAUUCGUUUUUGAUUGGGUAAAGAACAAACUGCUGGAUCUCUCAUGUCAAGUGAGCAUUUGCUUCCUGUUUUAGGAGGAGGAAUGAAUUAAACUUGCAGGUAAUGUAAUCUAGAGACUACUACUAUCACUCAAGAGUAACUCUCCAACGCCAAGAAAACUAAUGGAUAGAGUUGGAUAUAGAUUUCAUCCCACCGAGGUAGAACUCAUAGACUAUUUUCUGAAGAAUAAGAUGCUUGGUCAUGAAUUGAAAGUACGCAGGAUUGCUGAGGUUGAUGUUUGUAAAUUUGAGCCAUGGGAUUUACCUGAACAUUGUGCAACUGAUUCCAAAAAUAGAAGUUGGUACUUUUUUUCUCGCCCUAUUUACAAGUACUCGAAUAGCAAACGGGCUAACAGGAAAACGAAGGCUGGAUAUUGGAAAGUAACCGGAAAAAAGCGUAAUAUCAAAGAUAGAGCUAACAAGGUGAUCGGUACUAAAUGGACUCUUGUCUUUUAUGAAGGGCGUUCACCUAAAGGAAUCAAGACCAACUGGGUCAUUCAUGAGUACCAUCCAAAUUCCAUAUCCUCUAAUGAGAGGGAUUUUGUAGUCUGUCGCUUGAAGAGAAAACAUGGUGGGAAGAUCAAUAGUUGUACCCAAAAUGAAGGUGAAACAUCCUCCAAUCACCAUUCGACUUCUGGUAUUGGCAGUUGUAUAGUGGACUCCUCAAGCCCAGAGGUAAAUCUUGAGCUCUUGGCAAAAUCUUCAUCACCUACUGGCUAUAAUGGGCAAGGUGUCGACUCCGCAGGGCACUCGCAGAAUCAAAUUGAGCAGAACCCUGAGAAUUCACCAUGUGACACUUGUGGCCUUGUAUCUCAAGAUGACAAUAGCGUGCUAGUAUCUCAAGUGGACACUUUUGAGCAGGAAGAUGAUCUCACAGCACUAGCGAAUUCAUUUCUUGUUGACAAGGAUGACAAUCACGUGCUAGUAUCUCAAGUUGACCCUAUUGAGCAGGAAGAUGAUCCCACAGCGCUAGUGAAUUCAUUCCUUGUUGACAAGGAUGACAAUAGCGUGCUAGAAUCUCAAGUUGAAACUAUUGAGCAGGAAGAUGAUCUCACAGCGCUAGUGAAUUCAUUUCUUGUUGAUGAUGAUGAAUUCAUUGGAGAAGGAAAUGAAGAUACUCAUCCGCACGACUCCAGGCCACUCAAAUCAUUGAGUUCAGUUGAUGUUGAUCAAACUGACAAGGACAUUGACACUGAAAUGGUCUACUAACGGGUAACGCCAUAUAAACCAUCAGCUUAUGAAAAGGAUUAGUUCAUUAGCUUGUAAAGCACAUAGUUUUUGCAGGACAAUAUUACUGCCAACAUGGCAAGAAAAUGUGUUUA
Tripterygium wilfordii is the source of this 1631-nucleotide messenger RNA. Its product is annotated as protein NTM1-like 9. The transcript is spliced from 5 exons. Lineage: Eukaryota; Viridiplantae; Streptophyta; Magnoliopsida; Celastrales; Celastraceae. The record is from RefSeq and is a predicted model, not a curated record. Gene Ontology annotation, biological process: regulation of DNA-templated transcription. Bases 433 to 1518 code for a protein of 361 amino acids. Gene Ontology annotation, molecular function: DNA binding.